This is a messenger RNA of Pocillopora damicornis (cauliflower coral), 2974 nucleotides long. RefSeq names its product wolframin. Gene Ontology annotation, cellular component: endoplasmic reticulum membrane. The record is from RefSeq and is a predicted model, not a curated record. Lineage: Eukaryota; Metazoa; Cnidaria; Anthozoa; Scleractinia; Pocilloporidae. Gene Ontology annotation, biological process: calcium ion homeostasis; endoplasmic reticulum unfolded protein response.
AGGGAUUUUAGCUGCAUUUUACAUUCAGAAAUCCAGUUAUAUCUCACACUGUUGACCAUGGAAGGAAAAAUAUCACAGGCUGAAGAGCUGCUAAAAUCAUCAGCCCUGGACAAAAAAGAAGAGGCAGUUAACAUUUUAAUUGGAAUUUCCAAACGAGGAGACAAGAAAGCCACAGCUAUCUUAGCAAAAUGUCUAAAGGACAGAGAUGGAAUCAAUGCAGAGAAUGAACAUGAAGUGGUGUGGUGUGUCAAUACAAAAGAGGAGGACAAGAGACUUCAAUAUGCUGUAGAAGUUCUUUAUAAUUCUUUGAAAAAGAAUGAUGAAGACAAGCUUGCUCUUCAAGAUAUUGAUGAGGCUCUGAAAGAAGCAGAGGCAAAACUUAAGGAAAAAGAGACUGCAAGUCAGGAAACCACCUCCACUGAAGAUUUAGAGAAAGACCAGGAAGAGAUAAAACAAGAUUUAAGCCUCAUGAGCUUGUUGAUGAAUGCUUUGACAGUUGGUGGACAGAAUGAAUUCACUCUGAGUGAGAUGAAGGAUACAGCUUUGGCAUAUGCUAGGGGUGAAGUACCAGAAGUUGUUACCCUGCUCAGUAAAGAGGACAUGGAGAAAUUUCAAAAAGCUUCUGUACUAGAAAAGGUCGUGCAGUUUCCACAGCAAUCACUCGAAUAUGCCAAACAUUUCCUUCUUGUGAAGAUUUCAAAGGAAGGAUCAAGUUUUUUGAAGUCCUUGAUUCCAACAUCUCAAAUACACAUGCUGUUCCUUCUGUACAUCUACAGCCAUCUUACUGGAGAUUUUCUGUGGUUUCUUGUCCCACUGGUUGUGUUCUAUAUUGCAUUCAUAUCUCUGGUGGUGUUCUCACUUCAAAUGUUUUAUGGUAGAGAAGCUCUGCGGCAGCUACGGAGUGUUGCAGAGCUCAUGAAAAAAUUUGAUCCAAGACUUGAUGCACAAGAGACAGAAAGGACAUUUAUGUGGAAAUCUUCAGCUCCGUAUGUGUAUUUUUUCAUUGUUUUGCUGAUAACAGUAGCAGUUCUUCCACUUUGUGACAAGCAAUGGAUCCCAUGUUCUGAAAUGUCUUUGGUGGCUCUCUUGUUUACAGUUUCAUCUUUCAGAGGUUUGCCUGACAAAUAUGAUGACUAUGCAUUGUACACUAUUCUCCUUAAACUAAUGACAACUGGGUUACGAAGCAUGGAGAAUGUAAGAGUCUUGGGUGUCCUGUGCUAUCCUAUCUCUAGGGUGCCACUUCCCUAUGGGUUGGAAUUAGCAAUCAGCCUCCCCUCCCUACUUCACGUGGUCAUCCUUGUGUUACUCAUCAUCAUGGCGGGUCGUCACUCUUGGCGAGGCAUAUAUAAAGUACUUGUCCCACACGCAGUGUGCCUACUCUGGUGUCAGCUGUUUACGGAAUUAUUCCAUUUCACCUCAUGGGCGAGCCUGCUUCGUGCCACGGUGGGGUGGGUCAUUUUUGUCACCAUGCUACCCUUUCUGUUCCUAUUCACCGUUGGUCUUACAAUCACUUAUUUCUUGAAGUGGUUUAUGACUCUUGACAUCGCUCUGAAACUUGCUGUUACUGCAAUCAUCCUCGCAGUUACAUCAGUGUUCUUCUAUUACUCCAAAAUGGAAAUUCCCUAUUCGGGCAAACUCCAGCGCAAGAAGAAACUGCUAAUGAUCGUGGCGGGCCUAGCGGUGUUUUGCCUUUUGGUCCCUAUUGUUUUUGUCAAUUUUGUCCCUUCUCUAUAUGGCUCCCCAAAGCCCUUGACUUGGGCAGAGUAUUCCAAAACUUGUGGAUUGGACGCCAGGGAAAGUGAAAAUGUGAACAUGGCAUCAGUACAGAUACAGUGCUCUGAAUUUCAGGGUGAGUCAGUGAACUGGACUGGAACUGUGGCUUAUGUCAAGGUAACCUCACUGGAAAAUCGUUUCAGACGCCUGUUAGCAUUCCUGCCUGUGUUUUUGCGGCCGACUUUCAAGUGCCUCCUUGGAGGAGAAGAAGAUGACAAUAUUGUCAGUUCUCCUCAGAAAAGCUCAUGGCUCCCAAGGGCGAGAGGACCGUGCCACCUUAAAACUUUUGACAGGUACACGUUUUCUGUUGGGGUGAACAUGACGGAUUCCAAGUCACACAGCAGUGAAGUGAUUCAAGUUACAGUGAAGCAUCGCUUCUAUCAUUCCAUGGUCACUUUACAAAAAUACACACAGAUCACAUUUGAAGGACGCUUACAAAACGGUCCGCCUUACGUGACUGUCAGCGCCAAGAGACUUUAUAUCGACGGCGUUAAGGUCAAACCACGGAUUGGACUGGGGCGUGACGACAUAUAUGAAGGAUUGCGUGACUCAGGCAGAUUCAUGGCCCAGUUCUUUAUGACUCCCUUGGUAACUGAGAGAGAUGAACACGACGAUGACUAAGUCCUAGCUGUUGUGAUAGACGAUUAGUGUGUUCCAACCACUUAAGUAGGGUACCCUAAGGUAAUGAAUAGAAAAGGGUGCUAGAGUCUCUGGGUACUUAAUCAUAACAGGGUAUCAGAGCCUCUAGGGUAUUGAAUAAUUGACCCCGUUCAUAGAAAGGUCUUUUCUCUCCAGAGAGGCCAUGUUUGCACGAAAAGGCACCUGCAAGAGAGUCAACUUGAAUAUUUUAGUAACCGUGAGAAGAAGUUGCCCAAGGUUAUUGGAAGAAAAGGUAACAAUAUCACCGUUCUUGUUUAUAUCUCAAUAAAGCUCCGACUUAUUUUCAAGAGGAAAAUCUUGAUCUAAUGAUUGAUGCUUCAGAAAAAAUAUAUGUUAUUAUCAGGUUUGAAAAAAGUAUUUAAUUAUUAAGUUUACAUUAUUUUAAAUAGUAAUUCAUUAUUAUCCUAAGUCUACUUUCUUUAUUUACUUAGAUGUUCAGUUUCAUAUUACUUUGCGGCGCAACUGCUGUUCUAAAGACAUAUUAGAUUCAAAGCCUAUAAUCAAAGUCUUCUUCGAAGUUAAUAAAAUGUUUUGUUGGUAA